AUGUUUGUUAGUAAUUCAAAUGCAGUCGAGAGUACUUCAUCAUAUUCAUGUUACAAUCAUCUAAAUAGAUUUGAAAAUAAGGAAUUUAAAUGCAUUUUACCAAUGGUUGAUGGUAUAGCACUUUGUAAUUCUGAUGAUCAAUGUGAAGGAUUUAUGAUUAACACAGAUGAAAAUUGGCAAAAGAAGUUUUUCAGUAAUGGAAUGCAAACGGUACAAUUGUUCGGAAAAGGUGUUACAUAUACGCCAAGUGAAACAUGGCGUAGUUUCAAAAAACAACAUUAA
Messenger RNA from Rotaria sp. Silwood1, 282 nucleotides. The record is from the annotation of a GenBank genome assembly. Lineage: Eukaryota; Metazoa; Rotifera; Eurotatoria; Philodinida; Philodinidae.